UGUGCGAUUUUGGAUGUUGUGCAAGUGCCCAAUUGCUCUGAGGUGAAUUGGCGUGUACUUCAGCACCACCUUUUCCACACGAUGCAUUGAGCAAAAAAACACCAUAUGUGAAGGCUUUUCCAGGUGUUCAGCGCGCGGCCCCUCGCCCCCCCAGCCAUGCCCGUGGACCUGGCCAUGAGGCUCUGCCUGAGCCACUCACCUCCCAUCCGCAAGUUGCUGAACUCCUAUGAGGAGCUGCGGGGCAGCCGAGGAUGCAAACCCCUCCGCUCCUGUCUCAACCAGAAGCUGAGUGCAGAACCAGAGCCCGAGCGGCGAGAUAGCACCAAGAGCUCCAAAGGUCAGAAGAAGAAGAGGGUGGUGUUUGCUGACAUGAAGGGGCUCUCACUGACUGCUGUCCGCUUCUUCUCAAAGAUUGAGGAGGAUCUGUGUGAUCUGCAACAUGCCCUGUCUGACCUCGCCUGCUUCCGGCCCAGGCUGCGGGACCCACGUCCGCAGGUGUGCAGGUAUGUGCUGGACUUCUCACAGCCCUCUGCGGACUACGUGGCUUUCCGCAGCCGCCUACACAGCAACCUAGUCUGCCUGGAGAACUGUCUGAUCCAGGACCGUGCCCUGUCAGGGACAGUGAAGGUCAGAAACAUCGAGUACGAGAAGAAAGUGAUGGUCCGCAUCACCUUCGAUGGCUGGAGGAGCUUCCGGGAUGUCUCCUGCCAAUACAUGCACAGCACAUACGGCUCAGCCGACACAGACACCUUCUCCUUUGAGCUUACCCUGCCCAAGCCAUCCAACUACCACAGAGCCACAGAGUUCUGCAUCUCCUUUCAGUGCAGGCAGGCAACCCACUGGGACAACAAUCACGGGAGGAACUACAAGAUCUGCCAUGUGGGCAUGAUCUGCUCACCCUCCCAUCCUGCAAAGAGUGCCAAUGGGGCCAAGGGGCAUCUCGGCACCUCUCGGGCUGCAGCCCUCGUCCUUUCUCAUCUGCAGACCUGGCGGCACUCAGAGACCCAGGGUCCUUAUUGGUAGGAUAGUAGUGUAUUGGGGAGCGUAAAUUUCCUCCAUGUUCCUGCCUUGGUACAAGGGUCUUUGGGGAGGGGUUCAGCUGCAGAAGAUGCUGUUUGCUAUUUUGCUAACUCUUCCACAUCUCUGACUUGCUGCUGUACAAGCAGCUACAGGUCUUCACGGAAGCUUCUUCAAUGCUGGUUCCUGCCUUAGAGGCUGGAAACUGCUGCUUGUUGUUAUUCCUGUUUCUAGGUUCUCAAGGCAAAAAGCUACUGUGAGAGCAGGAGAGGGACAGAAGGAAGGUGCUAUGGCCCAUGUACCACAUCUCUGUUUAGAAGCUGCUUAGGGUGAGAACCAGCCACAUGGAACAGUGCAAGUCAAAGGUGCGGCCCAAGUGCCUUGUGUAGGAAAGAUGUUUAGGAGAAAGGGCAUACCCCCUCCUGCUGUGCCUGGGGUCUUAAAGCAGAGCAUAAGGCUCCCAAGCUGCACCUAAGGCAACAGCAGGGGUCUUGGGCAGGAGCUGUGCCUGCUUUGCAGCACGAGCGACUAGCUCCAGUGUCAUUCCAGCUUCCCUGGGAAAGGGCUCAGUGUAGGGGGACAAGUCCUAGUUGCAGGUUCUCCAAGCCGCAGUCCCUGGGAAGGGGCAGCCGGUGGGUUUUUAGUCUUGCAGAUGACUGAAUGCAUAGGCCAGGCUGCUGGCCAGCAGAUUCCCAGGCCGGGCACUGCAGCAGGACUCAGCGGCUCGGCCGGCUUCGCGGGCGGCCCUACCAGCUCUUUGCUGCAGCC
Messenger RNA from Struthio camelus australis, 1785 nucleotides. It is a transcript of the gene GINS4, whose product is annotated as GINS complex subunit 4. Gene Ontology annotation, biological process: double-strand break repair via break-induced replication; DNA-templated DNA replication; regulation of glycogen biosynthetic process. Gene Ontology annotation, molecular function: glycogen binding; protein phosphatase 1 binding. Gene Ontology annotation, cellular component: GINS complex; protein phosphatase type 1 complex. Lineage: Eukaryota; Metazoa; Chordata; Aves; Struthioniformes; Struthionidae. The record is from RefSeq and is a predicted model, not a curated record.